AUGCCUCUGUUGGACGUGUUUUGGGCUUGCUUCAGGAAAGUGAAGUGCUUCCCAUUGCUGCAGGGGAGAAAGAAUGCUGAAGCUGAGGCCAAAAAAGCAUGCAGAUGGCUCCGAGCAACAGGAUUCCCUAAGUAUGCUCAGCUUUUUGAAGAAGGUUUGUUUCCCGUGGAUAUUGGCUCUGUGAAGAAGGACCACAGUUUUCUGGACGAGGACUCUUUGGGGGCCCUGUGCAGGAGGCUGAUGACCUUGAACAAUUGUGCCUCGAUGAAACUGGAGGUUCAUUUUCAAUGCAAGCAGAAUGAAGACUCAGAGGAGGAAGAGCACUGUACCAUCAGCAACCACUGGACCUUUGAGCGAGAAAGUAAGCAGUGGUCUCGCGUGGGUUCCUCUGACUUGUCGGCCCCACCAAGCCCUGGCCUGCCAGUGACCUCUGGCUGUGAGGGCGUCCUCACUGAGCUUAGUGCCACCUCCCUGCCUGCUGUCACUGUGAGCCUACCACCUGAGCCAGCGGAUCUGCCCUUGCUAGGCCGUUCUUCCAGCCCAAGUCACUGGCCCUUCCUCAGCCCCACUCGGGGCCAGGAGGGCCCCCAGGACAAAACCAAGAAGCACCGUUCCCAGAGCUUCCUCAAGCACCUUGAGUCUCUGAGGCGGAAAGAAAAGGGUGGAGGCCGGCAAGUAGAUCUGGAGCACAGCUCAGUCACCUCAGAGAAGGUUGCCAAAGCUUCCUCUUUCCAAAGUCGCCAUGGCUUCCUCUAUCGGGCCAAGAACCGGGUGGCCACCUCAGCCAGUGGCAGUGACGCUGAGACUCAGAGGGCCUGGAAGGCCUGGCCUGUGGCCAUGUUCCAGCAUCCUCAGCGGGCACACCGGGGUGAUUGCCUGGUGCAUGUGCCCAGAGACCACAAACCAGGCACAUUCCCUCGCUCCUUGUCCAUUGAGAGCCUGUGCCCUGAGGAUGGACACCACCUGGCAGAUUGGCAGCCAGGUAGGCACUGGGGCUAUGAAGGGCGCCGGGGCUCCUGUGGCUCUACAGGCAGCCACACCAGCAUCUAUGACAACAUGCCGGAGCUGUACCCAGCUGAGCCUGUACUGGCUGGGGCCGAGGCUGAAGAGGAGGAGGAGGAAGGUGGGGACAGCUACACUCACCUGGAUGACAUCCUUCAGCACGUGUGGGGGUUGCAGCAGCGGGUAGAGCUCUGGUCUCAGGCCAUGUGCCCAGACCUGGGGCCUGGAGAUAAGGAAGAAGAAGAGGAGGAGGAAGUAGAGGAGGAGGCCACUUCAACAGUAGAAAUAGCCACCGAUGGAGUGGAAGGCCAGACCAGUGAGGCUCGGACCCAGGGAGAGGCUCCAGCCCUCAGGGAGUCCCUAGCCCUGGGCCAGGUGGAUGUACAACUUGGAGUCCUGGCUCAGCCUCAGACCCCCGCCAAGGCUGAGUUCCUGGCACAGGCAGAGGCUGGGGCCCCAGGCUUUGCCCAGGAUCAUGAGGAGGAGACACAUUCAGGGGGGGAACCAACCUCUUCCUCCAGCCUGUCUGUGGAAGAAGGACACAUUUCCGACACUGUGGCCUCCUCCAGUGAGCUGGAUAGUAGCGGGAACUCCAUGAACGAGGCUGAGGCUACAGGGUCCCCGACUGGACUCCAGACAUCAGUACCCCGUGAGCGACGAGAUUCAGGUGUCGGGGCCUCACUUACCAGACCCUGCAGGAAGCUCCGUUGGCACAGCUUUCAGAACUCUCACCGGCCCAGCCUCAACUCAGAGUCACUGGAGAUCAAUCGGCAGUUUGCCAGCCAGAUACACCUCCUGCACAAGGGCUCACUGCUGCGGCUCACCACUUUCAUGGAGAAGUACACCAUCCCCCAUAAACAGGGCUGGGUCUGGUCAGUCCCCAAGUUCAUGAAGAGGAACAAGACACCGGACUACCGGGGCCAGCAGGUAUUUGGGGUGCCGCCCCUCAUUCACGUGCAGCGCACAGGCCAGCCACUACCCCAGAGCAUUCAGCAAGCCAUGCGCUACCUGCGUAGCCAGUGCCUGGACCAGGUGGGCAUCUUCCGCAAGUCUGGGGUGAAGUCCAGGAUCCAGAACCUGCGUCAAAUGAAUGAGACCUCCCCUGACAAUGUCUGCUAUGAGGGCCAGUCGGCCUAUGAUGUGGCUGACUUACUGAAGCAGUAUUUCCGGGACCUGCCCGAGCCCAUCUUCACCAGCAAGCUUACUACCACUUUCCUGCAGAUCUACCAGCUCCUCCCCAAGGAUCAAUGGUUGGCAGCCACACAAGCCGCCACCUUGCUGCUCCCCGAUGAGAACCGAGAGGUACUACAGACCCUGCUCUAUUUCCUAAGUGACAUUGCCUCUGCUGAGGAGAACCAGAUGACAGCCGGUAACUUGGCAGUGUGCCUGGCACCUUCUAUCUUUCACCUCAAUGUCUCCAAGAAGGAUAACCCCUCACCCAGGAUCAAGAGCAAACGCAGCCUAGUUGGCCGGCCAGGCCCUAGGGACUUGAAUGAGAACAUGGCUGCCACCCAGGGCCUAUCACACAUGAUCAGUGACUGCAAGAAACUUUUCCAGGUGCCCCAAGACAUGGUGCUGCAACUGUGUGGCUCCUACAGUGCAGCUGAACUCAGCCCUCCGGGCCCAGCCCUGGCUGAACUGCGGCAGGCCCGGGCUGCUGGUGUAAGCCUGAGCCUCUAUAUGGAAGAGAGCAUCCAGGAGCUACUGCACAAUGCUGCUGAGCGCUUCAAGGGCUGGAUGAGCAUGCCGGGGCCCCAGCACACAGAGCUGGCUUGCAAGAAGGCACCAGACGGGCACCCACUGCGUGUGUGGAAGGCAUCCACAGAAGUGGCAGCCCCUCCAGCUGUGGUGCUACACCGUGUCCUGCGGGAGAGGGCCCUCUGGGAUGAGGAUCUUCUGCGGGCCCAGGUGUUGGAAGCCCUGAUGCCGGGUGUGGAGCUGUACCACUACGUCACUGACAGCAUGGCACCUCAUCCUUGCCGCGACUUUGUGGUGCUCCGGAUGUGGCGCUCUGACCUGCCCCGUGGGGGUUGCCUUCUCGUGUCUCAGUCCCUGGAUCCUGAGCAACCUGUGCCGGAGUCGGGGGUGCGGGCUCUGAUGCUCACGUCCCAGUACCUCAUGGAGCCCUGUGGCCUGGGCCGCUCCCGGCUCACUCACAUCUGCCGUGCUGACCUCAGGGGCCGUUCUCCUGACUGGUACAACAAAGUCUUCGGACACCUGUGCGCCAUGGAGGUGGCAAAGAUCCGGGAUUCCUUCCCAACCCUGCAGACAGCUGGCCCUGAGACAAAGUUGUGA
This is a messenger RNA of Rangifer tarandus platyrhynchus (Svalbard reindeer), 3297 nucleotides long. NCBI's taxonomy places the organism in Eukaryota, Metazoa, Chordata, Mammalia, Artiodactyla, Cervidae. The record is from the annotation of a GenBank genome assembly.